Diaporthe batatas is the source of this 816-nucleotide messenger RNA. RefSeq lists its product as uncharacterized. The transcript is spliced from 3 exons. NCBI's taxonomy places the organism in Eukaryota, Fungi, Ascomycota, Sordariomycetes, Diaporthales, Diaporthaceae. Gene Ontology annotation, biological process: endoplasmic reticulum to Golgi vesicle-mediated transport. The record is from RefSeq and is a predicted model, not a curated record. The coding region runs from base 1 to 816 and encodes 271 amino acids. Gene Ontology annotation, cellular component: cytoplasm; TRAPP complex; nucleus.
AUGGCGAUUGCAGGUGCUGAGGAACAGGCACAGACGGGCACGGAUACGGGUAUCCCCUUUGGACCACGACGGACUGAACUACACAGCCAGCCAGCCCAGCCAGCCAGCCAGCCAGCCAUGGCCACCGCGAUACCCUCCAUAGCCUGCCUGGGCGUCAUAGGGCGGAAUAACAACCCCCUCCACAUCUCAAUCUUCCCCUCCCACGACCCGGCCACAAACACCCUCAAGCCGAUCCGCACGCCCCUCCAGUUCUCGCUGCUCCUCUCCUCGACGCUGGACAUCUUUGACCUGCGCGCCAAGCACUCUGCCGUCGGAGGCGGCACCGGCGGCGGUGGUGGUGGUGGGGUUGGUGGCGGCGGCGGGUCGCUGUCGGGCGACUACGGCCUCCUGCACGCCGUGGACGAGCGGCUCGCGGCGUACGGCUACGAGACCAACACGGGGGUCAAGUUCGUGGUGGUGGUGGACACGCGGGGGCGGCGGAUCGACGGCGCCGCGCUGUCGGGGCUGCCGUCCAUGGCCACGUCCACCACAUCCACGCCAGCCGCCAACCCCCACAACAACCCCGCUGAGGAUGCUUCUGGGGACGCGGUGGCGAGGCGCGCCGUCGCGGUCGUGGGGCUGCGCGAGGGCGACAUGAAGCCCGUGUUCCGCGCCAUGCAGACGGCGUACGUGCGCCUGCUGCAGAACCCGUUCUACGAGCCCGACGAGCACGCGCCGCUCACGGGCCACGGCGGGCGGAGGAUCGUCUCGAGGAGGUUCGGGGCUGACAUGCGCCGGAUCGGGGAGGGGUGGACCGUUGGGGUUACGAGCUUGUGA